UCAUGUGCAUAUGCGCGUGGGCGGUUGAGCGCACACCCGGCCGGUACGAUCGGUUGGGCGAGAGGAACGCGACGCGCAUGCGCUCUGGGGAGAAUCCCUCGCGCGCAGGAAUCGACCGCUUCGGAGCCACGAUCGGUUGGCUUGCGAUCGUUCUCCUUCCGGCAGCCCCGAACUCCCGAACGAAGAGAAACAUGGCCGACGCAGUGGAUGGGACUCCGUCCGCUCAACAGCAUAUACCGCGAAAACGCUUCACAAUAGUCGACGACCUACUCCUCUUGCGGGAAGUCCUUGCCCGCAACCCCUUCGAAGCGUCGUCGCAAUGGUUUGAUAUUGCGGAGCGCCUGAAUCUUGCGACAAAGAAGGGUUUCACAGCGAGAGGAGCCCGUGAGAGGACAGCACUCCUUGUGUCGCUUUUCAAAAAGGACGACAAAAUCAACUUGCGCAAAUCAGGGACAGAGGAGCAAUACCUCAGAAAAGAGAGAAUUCUACAAGAGGUUGUAGAGCUCCAGAGGGAUGUUGAGGGACGGCAAAGUCACAGCUCUGGGCAAGGGCGGCCGUCAAGUUCACCUGCUUCCACAGCAAAAGCUAGUGGUGCACAAAAUCAUGCACUGCCGGAGUUCAUGCAUCGCAAUUCUGGAGACAGCCUAGCAGCAGAUACAGAGGCAUCUGCGGAAAGCCUGUUUCUGCAGGCACACGAAAUGCAGGACGCCACAGCAGAUACUGAUGUGGGACCACCCGUGGAAACAGCUGCAGACAUGGGUGCCAACACUUCAUGCAUGGAGCCCCGUGUUCCGAGGCCAAGGAGCAUCUCCUCCAGUAGUUCUGACACAGCAGAGGAACAAAGGCUGACAAUUCCAAAUCCUGGCUUCAGACCACCCGAUGUUGAAAUCUCGACUUUGGGGUCGAGGAAACGAAUGCUCAGUCGCGGCAUGGAAUACGUGGAGGAAAAGAGGAAGGCUGAGAUGCAGCUCAGAAGGGAUCAACUCCAUCUAGAGCAGCGAAGGCUACGGCUUGAAGAAGACAGGCUGGAGUUAGAACGAGAAAGGUUUCAGCUGAAAAGAGCAAGAUUUGAGCACGAGUCUGCCCUGGCUACAAGGCGCCUGGAACUGGAAGCGGAAGAAAGAAAUCGCCAGGGAGAACUGAUGAAACUCCUCGUAGACAGGGUAUUAAAUACGUAGAAACAUU
This is a messenger RNA of Ornithodoros turicata, 1185 nucleotides long. RefSeq lists its product as uncharacterized. The record is from RefSeq and is a predicted model, not a curated record. NCBI's taxonomy places the organism in Eukaryota, Metazoa, Arthropoda, Arachnida, Ixodida, Argasidae. The transcript is spliced from 5 exons. The coding region runs from base 3 to 1178 and encodes 391 amino acids.